Dunckerocampus dactyliophorus (ringed pipefish) is the source of this 1178-nucleotide messenger RNA. It is a transcript of the gene cenpo, whose product is annotated as centromere protein O. NCBI's taxonomy places the organism in Eukaryota, Metazoa, Chordata, Actinopteri, Syngnathiformes, Syngnathidae. The transcript has 5 exons. Bases 271 to 1140 code for a protein of 289 amino acids. Gene Ontology annotation, cellular component: kinetochore; Mis6-Sim4 complex. The record is from RefSeq and is a predicted model, not a curated record.
UACUUCCGUUUUUUUGUGUGAGGGGGCGGAUCCUGUCUGCCUUGACGACCACAGUGACGACAAGCAACCGCCAAAAUCAAGCAUUUGUCAGCGGAGGAGCCACAGUUUCAUUCUCCGGGGACUGUUUGUCAAACAUAAUCAAGAUAUCGAACAUCUCAAAGGAUGGAGGCAGCGGGAGAUAACACUGUGGAGCUAGCUUAGCCGUUAGCUUGUUUUUUGCGCACUGCUAACGCCAGCUCGUGCACCCGUCGUCGACGCUUUGGUGACAACAUGGCGAAUAACUUGACUUCCGCAGGCGUUUUAAGUCAGCUGUCUGCGCUGGAGUUGCAGGCAAGGAGCCGGAAAGCUCAACUCGGGCAGCGGAGUCGCGUGAAGGAGCUGAGGGCCCGAAUGGAGGCGCUGACCGCCCGGAGAGACCUGCUGAGAGCGCACAUCCAGACGCUCAAGGAUGUUCAGAAGCACAAGACGGGCCUGGAAGAGCGAGGCGAUAGCGGUGGCGAUGGAAUGGAGUCUGAGGAUCCAGGGAAGUCCCAGGUCCUGCAGCUGAUGGCCAGGCAGACACAGCUGAGAGAGCUUCUGCACGCUCAUCACGUGAUCGGAGGCUACGACAUCGUCCAAACCCGCCAGGGCAAAGGCGUGUGCGUGACGCUGGCGACGGCCUACGAGGGCGUGUACUUGGACUCCUUCCAGCUGGAGAUAGACCUGAGGCCGACACUGAGGAUCCGUCGCCACAACGUGCCCCCGUUCAUUCCCCUGGGCCCCCUCACAGAGUGCAGCCAUUUGCAGGCCGACGUCAGGGGCUUCCUGGACACGCUCGGGACGCAUCUCAACGCCUUCGCUGGACGCAAGCAGCAGCUGAAGCUUGUUAAGGAGCUGCACACGUCUGUCCAGGUGAUGGAGAGCAACGUGUUGUGUUCCAUUCUGGUGCUGAUGCUGACCACGCCCACAAAGAACACGGCCAUGCUGUGCUCCUUGGACUACACGGACCACGCCAGAUGUCUUCCCACACGCGUCCGCUUCCACUGCCAAGACGAGGAGCUUCCAGAUUCUCCUGCGUGGAUGAAGAACAGCAGCCUCCUCAUUGAGACGCCGGUCCACAGAGCUUUGGCCAGCAUGAAAAAGCUGGGUCAUAUUGUUUAGUUCACGCAGCAAGCCAACACAUUGCUGAUAAUAAAAUG